AUGUUACUGUGUACCUGGGAGCCCGCUUCGAGACUUUUCGAGGAAGCGCUUCCACUUAACGGUCGGCGGCAGCCUAACGCUUUCGUCGGUAAUUUCCAUCACCACCAAGCCCCAGGCACAUGCCACACACUACCUACCUAUCGUGGGGCCACACUGCGUGCGAGCCCCAAUCCCCCAGAUCCCGUCGACAGCCGGAAAUUGGCGUCCACUUGGGCAAAAGCAGUCGAGAUAUGCCUGACCAUCGAAAGAAGGCCAGCUGCUUUUGGCCAAGCUUUUGGGUUCCUGGCAGGCCUUGGGCCAUGA
Molecule: messenger RNA, 303 nt
Organism: Plenodomus lingam JN3
Lineage: Eukaryota; Fungi; Ascomycota; Dothideomycetes; Pleosporales; Leptosphaeriaceae
Source: RefSeq, a predicted model, not a curated record